This is a messenger RNA of Contarinia nasturtii (swede midge), 3195 nucleotides long. RefSeq names its product integrin alpha-PS5-like. Gene Ontology annotation, molecular function: integrin binding. The record is from RefSeq and is a predicted model, not a curated record. The transcript has 9 exons. Lineage: Eukaryota; Metazoa; Arthropoda; Insecta; Diptera; Cecidomyiidae. Gene Ontology annotation, cellular component: external side of plasma membrane; integrin complex. Gene Ontology annotation, biological process: cell-matrix adhesion; integrin-mediated signaling pathway; cell adhesion mediated by integrin. The coding region runs from base 130 to 3147 and encodes 1005 amino acids.
UCGCCAGUGCCAAAUAUCAUAUUGCGCACACCGGAUGUCACAAAUCACAGCUCUUAUUUUGGAUUUUCAAUAAACUUAAAAACUAACAGUAUUUUGAUCGGCGCGCCUCAAGCGCAGCCAAAACAUCAAAUGGAAAUAAAUAAUCCGGGUGCUAUCUACAAAUGUAAUUUAAACGAGACUUCUAGUGAAAAGUGCAAACCUUUGCUUUUCGAUAAAAUGGGUAAUGCAGGAGCUCUUUUUAACAAAACUAAUCAAUGGCUGGGAAUGUCCUUAGACGGUGGUGCUUCUGAAAAUCAACCAUUUGUGAUAUGUGCGCCACGAUUUGUAACAAAUUGCCCCGGGUGUGAUGAAACUGAAACGAAACCGUGGGCUAAUCCAUAUACGCUCUAUGAUACUGCCAUGCACGGUGUGUGUUAUUGGAGUGCAGAUACUUCGUCUGAUCAACCGGAUAAUUUUGAACAAGUUUUAAAUAUAACUAAAAAUCAAUUGAUUGACGAUAUGAAAUUUAUUAAGAAAUUUAAAAUCACAUAUCGCGAAAAAAAGUAUUUUUUGGGCGAGAUUGGUUUUAGUGUUCAUAUAACUGAAAAUAAUGAAGAAAUUUUAAUUGGUGCACCAGGAGUGGGAGAUGGUUUUAGAGGUCUGGCCAUUCGAAAGAAUGUAAAAGAUUUACGGUCCAAUUUAAAUGCUCUUAAUAAACAUGAAGUGGCCGACUCACUAAAAUGGUACAAUGGCGACUAUAGAAGACAAAAUACUUUAUUUGGCUAUGCAAUUUCAUCUGGUUAUUUUGACAAUCGCAAUCAAUCGAAGUUACUUUACGUGGCCAGUGCACCAAAAGAAUGUGCAAAAAAUGAUUGGACUGGUGCGCAUCCCGGUAUUGUAUACAUAUUUGAUUUUGUGACCACUUCGUCAGGAAUACGAAUGAAAAGAUAUUUUCAAUUUCAAAGUGAAUAUUGGCAUGAGUAUUUCGGAUACAGUCUAUUAGUUGAUGACUUCAAUGGCGAUGGAUAUGAUGAUAUUGCUAUCGGUGCUCCACAAAAUACAUUCAAUGAGACAAAUAGUCGUUACUAUACAAAUGGUGCAGUAUACAUAUAUACAAAUCUCGGAACAUCACCGGUAAAUUUCACUUUGCAAACCAUUCUGCGAAUAGAUUCAGAUAAAAAUGAUUGCCGAUUUGGACAAACACUGUCAAAGGCUGGCGACAUCAAUCAUGAUGGUUACAAUGAUCUCAUAGUUGCAGCACCAUUCGAAGGGGAUGGAGCGAUUUAUAUUUAUUUUGGCAGUUCGAAUGGCUUAUCAGAAAUACCUGACCAGAAAAUCAAAGCACCAUCCAUCGGCUCAUACCCUCAAUGGUUUGGACAUGGCAUAUCGAAGGGAGUCGAUAUAGAUGGAAACAAUUAUGUUGAUUUUGCCGUUGGUUCACCAAAUGCCGAUGCUGUUUAUAUUUACAAGUCGUAUCCGGUUAUUAAAAUCAAUGCCACAAUCAAAACCAUAAAGAAAUCAAUUCGUCCCAACGACAAAUCAUUUACAUUCAUGGUUUGCUUUCAAUAUGAAUCAAAAUUUUCGAUUGAUUUUCCCAUUCAGCUUAAUGCGAAUGUAAGGCUUAUUGAUUGUUUUGGUCGUGCAUACUUUCAAAAUGGUGACCAUUGCGAUGGAAAAAAUCAAUGCAACAUUACUAUUUCAUUAUCACUCGAUGCUAAAUUGAAAUGUGUUCAAUUGGAAGCGGCGGUUAUUUUCAAAACAAACUACAUUUACACCCCGAUCCGUAUUCAAACCAGCUAUGAAGUGGUAAAUGGCAUUCCAAAUUAUAAUAUUGAAGAAUCAUCAACAACUAUAGCGAAAGAAUUCUGUGAAAAUUGUGUUGCACUCAAUCCAAAUUGUCCAAAAAAUGUAUUUACCGACAUCAAAUUUAGUAAGACUGGUUGCAAGGAUGACCAUUGUAUUGUCGACUUGAAAGUAACGAGCACGCCAAAGUUUGAUUCGACACAAUGUAAUGGAUUACGAUUGGGAGUUCCAUCGAUGCAAAUAGAAUAUAAAAUUGAAAAUUACGGCGAAGUAGCAUAUUGUGCGAAUAUUUUCAUAUCAAUACCAAUCUACAUACAAUUUAUGAAAAUACCAUCGUAUUGUGAGGAAAACGUCACAGACUCAAACAAUAUAAACUGCACGUUGACUGCUGAUACAGCAAUCGCUACGGGCGGUAGUGUUAAAUUCAAUAUUGGCAUUGACACAGGCAAACUAACUAGUCCCGAAUCACUUCGUAUUGAAGCGAAAGUGUUCAGUAAUAAAAAUGACAUUGAAUCAAAUAAUUCGGACAACACAGUGGUGGAUAUGGUUCCUGUUGUUGAUUUCAGUAAAAUUGAAAUUUUUGGAUACUCAACGUUUCUAUCAACGGAUAACAUCAUUAAAAUCCAAGAUGAAACAAAAAAAGUGAAUUUAACGCAUGUAUUUGAGAUUGAAAACCAUGGUCCAAGUAAUAUUUCGUCUCUGGAUGUAAUUAUUCAUAUUCCGAGAAUAUAUGUAAAUCUUAUCACAGAAAAUAAAAAAGAAUUUAUUGACGUAGAUGAGGUAUCAGUUCAGAAUGGCGUCAACGGAACAAAGAUUGACAUCGAAUGGUCGUUUAAUGAAAAUGAGAUAAAUAACACAAGAGAUACCGUUACAUUUAAUAAUACGCACACAAAGAAUCACAUUUUGAGAAAUCUAAAAAUUGAUGACAUCUUUUAUUUCGAGUGCAACAAUUCAACGGAUGAAGGUUGCAUGCAAGGAAAGUUUACAGUAAAUGAUUUGAAUAUAGAUAAGCCAAUUAACGUUAUUGUAAAUAUUCCAAUCGAUAUGAAAUCUGUUGCAAAAAUCACACCGAAUUUAGUAUUCAUUACCUCCGUCCUAGUUAUGAAAACAUCUAAACAAAAUUGUUCGUCAAUAGACAUCGUUCAAAAUCCAUACACAAUUUUUAGUUUUCCACCUACGGAAAAAGAGUCAUUGUGGAUUUAUGUUGUUGUUUCGAGCAUUCUUGGACUUUUCAUAUUGAACAGCCUCGCGUUCACAAUGUAUAAGUUGGAAUUUUUCAGACGAACCAAGCAUGAAGAAUUGAUAAAAUUAAAACUUAAUUUGGAUAAUCACAAUGAAGCAAGAAAAUCUUACACAUGUACCUAAACGAAUUCCGCUUAUCAUGUUAUACAUACGGAAAAGCGGUGUUUCUAG